AUGGGUCACAACAAUAAUAAUAACGAUAUGUUUGUUCAGGCAAAUAGUGUCGAAUCUGGUUCUUCGGAUGCUCCUACGGAUUUAACAUCUAAUCAAGAGCAACAGAUAAAUUCAAUUAGUAAAUCAAUCGAAGAAAUAGAUUCUGAUAGAAAUGAAAUAUUGCCUAUCGAAACGAAAACCCUCAAACGACAUCUCGGUCUGUUUUCUGGAAUCUCGUUUGUACUUGGUAUGAUCAUUGGUUCGGGAAUAUUUAUUUCUCCAAAAGGUGUUCUAAGACAAACAGAAUCGAUUGGAUUAUGUUUGGUAAUAUGGGUAUUAUGUGGUUUCAUUUCUAUAUUGGGUGCAUUGUGCUAUUCAGAAAUAGGUACAGUUAUACCGCUGAGUGGUUCAGAAUUAGUUUAUAUGCGAGAAGGUAAUCUUGAAAUUAUUAAAGCAUUUUAUUUUGAAUCCAUGAACAAGAAAUUUGUAAAAUAUUUUGUUUGA
Messenger RNA from Rotaria sp. Silwood1, 483 nucleotides. The record is from the annotation of a GenBank genome assembly. Lineage: Eukaryota; Metazoa; Rotifera; Eurotatoria; Philodinida; Philodinidae.